This is a messenger RNA of Hydractinia symbiolongicarpus, 2272 nucleotides long. RefSeq lists its product as uncharacterized. Gene Ontology annotation, molecular function: zinc ion binding. The record is from RefSeq and is a predicted model, not a curated record. NCBI's taxonomy places the organism in Eukaryota, Metazoa, Cnidaria, Hydrozoa, Anthoathecata, Hydractiniidae. The transcript is spliced from 2 exons. Bases 107 to 2272 code for a protein of 721 amino acids.
AUCAACUCGUAAACACGCUGUCUAAAGUAGCGCACGUGGGUUUUUUUGCGAUUACUUUCUCUUUCGAUUUUUAUCAGUGGAAAACAAAUAUACAGUUAAUUUAAUUAUGUCAUCGAACUUAGAAGCAUCCCUUUAUAAGGAAAAUACGUUGCAAGAUUUUAAAAUGUGGAGUGAAAAUGCACUAAAAACUUAUUUAAAUCUUCGUUCCAAGUCAACUGAGGGAGAUUUUGAAACUUUGGUGUGCAGAGCUUUCUCAGCCUACGAAGAAAAUAUUCCCAUAGAUAGAGAUGUUGAAAGACGCGAAAGACUACUUCUAGCUGAGUAUCAAAAAAAGUUAGUUGUCGAAGAGGAACACAUACCCGAUCCGUUAGAUAUCACAAACGGUUGGUUGGCAGAACAAAAAGGCAGUGGUUUACGAAAAUGGCCAUCAGUUUAUUACACAAAUAUCGAGAGUUAUUUAAAAAUUUUACAAAAAACAGAUAGCUUGAUAAGAAGAUUGGAGUCGGAGUACAAGGAAGGAAAAUCCUACAGAUAUUUCCGUUGCAACUUUGUUAAAGAAAUUUUCUAUAAUGACAUUUGUGAAGAAUCUAAAUAUUGUGUCUUAAGGUGCCGUGUUACUCCUUCCCAGAGUAUCCAUAACAAACCGUAUCAUGUAUGGGCAAUUAUUGAAAAAGAUGGAGCAAGACCAGGGGGCAGAAUAAAAUCAGCUCAUUGUACGUGUGUGGCUGGAUUAUUGGGAGGGUGCAACCAUGUGAUUGCUAUGUUGUUCCGAAUAGAGGCUGCUGUAUCUACUGGAGCUACAAAACCUGGCUCAACUAGUUUACUUGCUAAAUGGAAUGUUCCCACAGGGACUAAAACCACUGUAAUUAAUGGACCAAUAUGUGACAUGACCUUUCACAAACAUCAUUAUAGAAAAGGAAAUAAAUCAACAGAACGUGAUGUAUACAUUACUAAUGAGGCAUACAAAUCCUUUUCUACUGACUCUAUUUCCACAGAUCCGAGGCAUGUCAGAGCCAAGCUUUUUGAAAGGUUAAAAACACUUGCUCCAAAUAGUUGCUUUGUUGAGCUAUUAACAGGCACUACUAAGCGAAAAAAUAUAGUUGAACAGGCAGAAGACAUGCCUCUUGGAAUAAAGCAAAUAGCAAAAAAGUUUAAAAUCGAUCACAAUAAAACAAGCGAGGAAAAUGUUCAAAUAUUUACAAAGUCUAUUAACAUAGAAAAUACACAAAUAAAAGCUAUUGAAAUUAACACAAGGACACAGUCGCAGUCUACUGAAUGGUAUAAUCAAAGGGAAGGCAGGCUGACUGCUUCAAACUUUAAAAAAAUCUGCUCUCGAGUGAAAACAUUGGAAAACAAUGAGAAUGAAUCUUCAAAAAACAUAGUCAACUCUCUUUUAUGUGCUAAACCCUUUGAAACAUUUGCGACACGUCACGGUACAGCGACCGAGCCACAUGCAAAAACUGCUGUUGUUAAAGUUUUAAAGGAACGUGGUCAUAAAAAUGUUUUAUUUUCGGAUGUGGGGUCAAUAGUAUUUAAAGAUUACCCAUAUAUAUCUGCUUCGCCUGAUUUAAAAAUUGAAUGUAAUUGUUGUGGAAAGGGUUUGGUAGAAAUCAAGUGCCCCUACACUAUCAGAGAUGAUAAGCCUUCAGUCUUAACCCUUCAGCAGCUUGAAAACCAAGAUGGAAACAUUUCUUUAAAAAAAAACCAUAGUCACUAUUAUCAAAUACAAGGUCAACUCGGAAUUGCAAGUUUUAGUCAUUGUUGGUACUUUGUCUUCACACAUCAUGGCCAUUAUAUAGAAAAAAUUUUGUUUGAACAAGAAUUUUUCGACAAUAUUAUACAAAGCUUAAAUUUAUUUUGGUACAAGCAUUUUGCACCAGCACUAAUAUACGAAAACUGUUAUGACACUGACAGUGGCUCACCAAAUAAUAAAAAAAUACAGAAAAUAUAUCCAACACACACUGAAAACAACAAAGAAAACACACAUGACAUAAACAAUCAAAGCCCAGUGGAUAUACUCAAAAAGACAAAUGAUAAAGGAAAAACAAAGAAAAUUAAACAAAAACGCCAAGCUAAAAAAGACUUAUAUGUUUGUAGCAUUUGUACAAAGAGCAUUGCAGAUAUUCCAAAUUCAUUUGAUGAAAACAGUGUAAUGUGUGACUUAUGUAAUGGUUGGUUUCACUUUAGUUGUGUUAAGAUAAGGACUGAAGAAGACAUUCCAUUGGACUCUGAUUCUUUCCUAUGUAUUAAAUGUACACAAGUAAUAAUAUAA